Messenger RNA from Raphanus sativus (radish), 2455 nucleotides. RefSeq names its product oligopeptide transporter 5. Gene Ontology annotation, biological process: transmembrane transport. The transcript is spliced from 5 exons. Bases 1 to 2274 code for a protein of 757 amino acids. Lineage: Eukaryota; Viridiplantae; Streptophyta; Magnoliopsida; Brassicales; Brassicaceae. Gene Ontology annotation, molecular function: oligopeptide transmembrane transporter activity. The record is from RefSeq and is a predicted model, not a curated record.
AUGGUUAGCUCUCUCGAAGUCACAGGACCUGAAUCCAAGCCCCCGGAACAGAAGUUCGAGUCCAACAUCGUCAUAGCCGAUGAAGAAGGCGAGGAGGAAAACGAUAGUCCAAUAGAAGAAGUCCGCUUAACCGUACCGAUAACCGACGAUCCAUCUCAGCCGGUCUUGACAUUCCGUACAUGGUUCCUAGGAAUAAUCUCGUGCAUGGUACUCGCGUUCGUUAACCAGUUUUUUGGUUACCGGUCGAACCAGCUCAUGGUAUCUUCGGUCGUGGCUCAGAUAGUCACUCUCCCACUAGGAAAGUUCAUGGCCACGACUCUACCGACGAGAAAAUUUCGGUUACCCGGUACAAAUUGGUCCGGUUCGUUGAAUCCUGGACCAUUCAACAUGAAGGAACAUGUGUUGAUCACUAUAUUCGCUAGCACCGGAGCUGGAGGAGUUUAUGCGACCGGCAUCAUCACCAUCGUCAAAGCAUUUUAUCACCGUAAUCUCAAUCCCACCGCCGCCAUGUUGCUUCUACAAACCACUCAGUUGUUGGGGUACGGAUGGGCUGGUAUGUUCAGGAAGUUCCUUGUGGACUCACCGUACAUGUGGUGGCCUUCAAACCUUGUUCAAGUCUCUCUCUUUAGAGCAUUGCAUGAGAAGGAGGAGAAGUGUGAAGGCAAACAAACAAGGCUUAGAUUCUUCCUAGUAGUCUUCUUCGUGAGCUUCGCUUACUACAUAGUCCCUGGCUACAUUUUCCCUUCCAUCUCAUCCGUCUCCUUUGUCUGCUGGAUAUGGACACGCUCUGUCACAGCUCAACAGAUCGGUUCAGGGCUUCACGGUCUCGGCAUCGGCUCGUUCGGUCUAGACUGGUCCACGGUCGCAGGCUUCUUAGGCAGUCCUUUAGCAGUGCCGUUCUUCGCUAUAGCAAAUUUCUUUGGCGGUUUCAUCGUCUACUUCUAUAUUAUCCUUCCUAUCUUCUACUGGAGCAACGCCUAUGAGGCGAAGAAGUUCCCUUUCUAUACCUCUCAGACAUUUGAUCAAACCGGUCAGCAUUUCAACAUCACUAGGAUCCUUAACCAGAAAACGUUUGAUAUCAAUCUUCCCGCUUACGAAAGCUAUAGCAAGCUUUACCUUAGCGUUAUGUUUGCUCUCAUCUAUGGACUCAGUUUUGGUACUCUUACCGCAACCAUUUCUCAUGUCGCUCUCUUCGAUGGAAAGUUUAUAUGGGGGAUGUGGAAGAAGGCGACAUCAACGACAAAGGACAAGUUUGGAGAUGUGCAUACAAGACUAAUGAAGAAGAACUAUAAAGAAAUACCUCAAUGGUGGUUUGUUUCGGUUCUCAUUGUUUCCUUUUGUCUAGCUCUUUACGCCUGUGAGGGAUUUAACAAACAGCUUCAGCUUCCAUGGUGGGGACUUCUCCUCGCUUGUGCCAUCUCCUUUGCAUUCACUUUACCUAUCGGAGUAAUCCUAGCCACCACAAACCAGCAGAUGGGUCUUAACGUUAUAACGGAACUCAUCAUUGGGUACUUGUACCCGGGGAAGCCACUUGCAAAUGUGGCUUUCAAGACUUACGGUUACAUGAGUAUGUCCCAGGCCUUGUACUUUGUUGGAGACUUCAAACUUGGUCACUACAUGAAGAUCCCUCCGAGAUCUAUGUUCCUUGUUCAGCUUGUUGCGACAAUGGUUUCUUCCACCGUCUGCUUUGGGACAACUUGGUGGCUGCUUUCUUCCAUAGAUAACAUUUGUAACAAAGAUAAGCUCCCAGUGGGUAGUCCAUGGACUUGCCCCGGGGACGAAGUGUUUUACAACGCGUCGAUCAUAUGGGGAAUCAUUGGACCUGGAAGGAUGUUCACUAGUAAAGGUGUAUACCCUGGGAUGAACUGGUUCUUCCUAAUCGGUUUGCUUGCUCCUGUACCGGUCUGGUUCUUUGCAAGGAAGUUCCCGGAGAAGAAGUGGAUAAAGAAGAUUCAUAUUCCUUUGAUCUUUUCAGCGACUACAGCGAUGCCAGUGGCCAAGGCUGUGCACUACUGGUCGUGGGGUUUUGUUGGGGUCGUGUUCAACUACUAUAUCUUCAGGAGGUACAAGGCGUGGUGGGCAAGGCAUAACUAUAUUCUUUCUGCAGCUCUCGAUGCAGGCACAGCGAUCAUGGGAGUGUUGAUCUACUUUGCGUUACAGAACAACAACAUAUAUUUUCCUAAUUGGUGGGGGAGUGAGAACACAGACCAUUGCCCCUUGGCUCAAUGCCCUACGGAGAAAGGGAUUGUCAUUAAGGGCUGUCCGGUGUUCUAAAAGAGUAUCUGCUCUGAAAGUUUCUUAGAGCUACAGGUGAGUGACGGUAGCUGCCAAAUGGUUUUUGGUGGUAAUAAUAUUGUUGUCUAAAGACAUUUGUGAGUUUAAGAAAGAACUCAAACAAUACGUAAACAAUUGUUUUAGAAUAUAUUUCUCAAUGAAUAAGCAAUUAAGGAUUUUU